CGAUGUAUACCACUAUAGUAGGUAUCAAUCACUUCACUAAUGUUUAUUAGUUUAAUUCAUGUUUUCAAUCAGCGUUUAAUGCAGUUGCGGGUGGACGUGCAUGUCAUUCCUUGUUAUUUUUAUUGUUUGUGCUAGAUAUAAAUUAAUAACGGCCUGAGUACUUCGUAUUGAUUUACCGACAAUAUAUUUCAAAUAAAUCGCGUAUGAAAUUGUUGAGUUUAUGUAGGCCGUGAAAUCAUGCAGUGAUAUUUCUUAGUAAACAUAAUUCAAAAAUCACAACAAGGUAGCAAAACCUCUACCAUGGUAUCAUCAGGCAUGAAGAGCGGGCUGCUUAUGGGCUUUGGCUCCGGCUUCGUGGUACUCGGAGCUGUGGCCGUCGUCUACUGGCCGGCCUUGUUCUUCGCGCAACUUCAGAAGAUGAUGGUCCUCUCAAACACUUCGACGUCGUUCGGCAUUUGGCGCGAAGUCCCGAUCCCCAUGUACCUGGAGUGUUUCAUGUUGAACAUCACCAACGUGGACGAGAUUCUGGCGGGCCACAACGUCUCCAUACGAGUGUCGCAAAUGGGACCGUAUGUCUACAGAGAACAUCAUACAAAGGAAAACAUAACGUGGCAUGACAACAACACAAUAUCAUACUUCAACAAGCGUACGUGGCACUUCCAACCGGACAUGUCCAACGGCAGCCUGUCCGACCUGGUCACCAGCAUCAACCCUAUCAUCGUGACGGUAGCGCACAUGGUCCGCCACCAGAACAGCGCAAUCCGAAUGCUUGCGGAGGUGUUCAUGCGCGCCCUCCAUGACAACAUAUUCCUCACGGCCAACGUGUCGUCGUGGCUGUUCGACGGCAUCGACGACCGCGUGCUCGACAUCAGCUCGCAGAUACCGGUCGUCCAGCUGCCCUUUGACAAGUUCGGAUGGUUCUAUACGCGUAACGGCUCCAUGGAAUACGACGGCAUAUUCCUCAUGAACACCGGCGCGGCGGACUUCCUCGAGCUGGGCAACAUCGAGAAAUGGAAGUACUCCAACCGCACCGUGUACCGCGACGAGUGCGGGGAGGUGCGGGGCUCCAGCGGGGAGUUGUGGGCACCGGAGCUCGGGCAGCCGGAGGUCCAGGUGUUCGCGCCUGAUAUAUGCACGUACCUGACUUUGGGUAUAGACAAGGAGGUGCACGUGGAUGGCAUAGAUGGAGUUCAGUACGCCGCCAACGUGUCCGUGUUCGACAACGGGUAUAACUACCCUAGCACGGCGUGCUACUGCGACUGGAACCGCGACAGAGACUGCCUGCCGCCCGGCGCGCUGAACGUGUCGGCGUGUCGCUACGGCGCGCCCGCCUUCGUGUCGCUGCCGCACUUCCUGCACACCGACCCCUACUACCCCAGCAAGAUACAGGGCUUGGAGCCUACCGAUGAGCAUAACUUCAGACUGGCGUUAGAAAUGCUCACGGGCAUGCCGCUUCAGGUCGCCGCUCAGCUGCAGAUCAAUAUGCUAGUCCGACAUGUAAACCUAGUCAGCCUCAACAACCAGUUGCCGGAUCCGGACACGCUGGUGCCGAUGUUCUGGUUCCGGCAGGAGGUGCACAUCACCCCCGCGUAUGCGCGCAUGGCGCGGAUGGCGCUCAACCUGCGAUACGGCGUUCCUUACGCGCUCUACACGUUGACUGGCCUGGGACUCCUUCUAAUAGUAUCAGGCAUCAUAGUACUAAUAAGAAGACUGCUGCUCUCGCCCGAGACCACGCCCAUACUGUCCGCCGAGUCCACUUCGGACGAACAAUGACUAGGAAGGUUUUAAGGGUACUGAUUUUACUUACAAUUAUUAAAGCUAAAUAGUGUGAUAUGCCAUUAUAUGCCUUCCAUCCUCUAUUAACGACAUUAUGAACUAGGGGUGAGAACUUUGAUAAUAAUAACAAAAUGGUUUUCCAUCAGUACCUACCACUGUAAAUGAAGCUGGUAAUAAUCCAUACUAAUAUUAUAAAUGCGAAAGUCAGUCUGUCUGUCUUUCUGUCUGUGUGUUACCACUUCACGCUUAAACCACUGAACCGAUUUAGAUGAAAUUUGGCAUAGAGAUAGUUUGAGUCCCUGAGAAGGACAGGAUAGUUUUUAUCCCGAAAAUCAUCCCUUAAGAAAGUGAAAAGCGGGGUGGAAUUGAGAUAAUUAAUGAAGUGCCUGCUAAUUUGUGUGCAUAAUAUGCUCAAAUUGAAUGAUUGAUUUGCUAUGAGAAUUUUUCCAGGCGCUAUACUUACUUUAGCUGCUGUUACUAAGUCCGCGCAGACGAAGUCGCGGGCAAAAGCUAGUGUUGAAUAAAUAUGUAAACGUCUUAAACCCAAGAUGAAAAGACUGUACACUAGUAUAAAACAUUUGACUGGUAGUGGUAAUCAACAGAGGUCGGACAAAUCAUCGCAAAACCAUCAAAAAUCAUUUAUAUCUCAAAAUAGGACAAGAUUUAUUAAACUCUUAUUAUGAAAAUGAAAAUGAUUUCCAGAUUAUAUUUAAAACUGUAGUUCAAAAAUAUAAAAAAAAAAAUAUCCUGUUCCAUACCAUAUUUAUUUUUGCGAUAAUUUGUCCGAACUCUGGUAAUCAAUCACAAAUGAUCCCCCAGAGGAAACGAGGGGUUAUGAAAUGUAUUAUAUAACACUAAGACAAUUUAACUAACCUACGUGCCUUAAUAUAUUUGAUAAAUAUGUAACCUUUAUUAAUAAUUGUUAUUUUAAAAUCCUGUUAAAUUUUAAUUUUUAUAGCUGUUGUCUUGUAUAGUUUGUAUAAGUCAUAACUACCUUACCGAUUGUUACCUUCGAUGAGGCUAUGUUAUUAAACCAGCAUUAUGCCUGUUUUCGGUUUACUUUUAUCUACUUGUUCAAUAUCAAUAUGUGGCUAGACUGAUUCACCAUAACCAAAACCUAGACCAAGUAAGACUUUAGUAAAACAGUAAUUAUAGUUUAAUACCACAGUGCUGAGGAUAGAAAAAAAAUUUGGCUGUCCAAAAAAAUUCCAGCAUACACCUUGGAAAAUGUAAUUGGCGGCUAUAGAAAGUAAAUGAUUUGUUUAUGAGAUAGCGCUAUUUGGCUGAGGAAGGCAGAAUGUGAACAACGGUUCCGUUUACUUCAGCUGCUCAGUUGAUACACGUUACUGUGUUUGUCUUGCUAAGUUUUUCGUCUCGAGGAAAAGUCUCGCAUGUAAAUAUUAUACCCAUGCUACUUUUACUAGAACCAUGUAAAGCUGGUUCGGUCCCUCUCAGGCUGGCCUACCGGUGUCGGCGGCUUGAUAAUCUUGGGACAGCCAGUAUAAUUUUUAACUUAUUUACUCAUACCUCAUAUUUUUAUGGCUUAUUAUUAUUCAGGCAACUAAAAUAUUAAACAGGAACUUUCAUUGGGCAUAUAAUAAUAUAAUUUGGCCGUGUAUUAAUAUUUUAGAGCCUAAAAAUGUAUAUUAGCUCCAAAUGUAAGCAUCAUAUUAUAAAAAAACUGGCAGCAAAUUUAAGCCACCAAAAUUAUGAAUAGGGAUAAAAUGAUAGUUUGGCAACUAAAUAAUUUUGCAUCUGUUAUUUUGUUUAGCGUAUGAUUUUUAAUAUUUGUUGUCAUAUAGUUGUUUACACCCAAAUAUUUUAAUUGCACAUACACUUAGUAAUUUAAGACAUUUUAAACAAUUGUGAUAAGAACUUUAUUUUCUUAAAGCAAUAUAAUCGGUACUUAUUCGACCUGCGGCGUUAGCAUGGUCGCGUUUUUAUCGCCUGUCACCAUGCCUGUCACGUUCUAACAAACGUAAGUGCGAAAGAGACGAAUGACGCGACAUGCUAUAAAAAAAACGCGACCAUGCUACCGCCGCUGAUUUUAUUUAAUACAAUGCUAAUAUUACCAAAAACUGUUUUAUAAAUCACGUAGAGAGGGUCUAGACCUAGAGGUUUCUGACCGCGCAACUCGAGCCGCGCGCCAGUAUAAAACUAUACUCUGGCACACCCACUUUAUCAGUAGAAACAGGCGCGAAAUACAUAUUUUCUAUGGGAAGUCAACCCUUCGCUCCUCCAUUUUUUAAAUUUACCGCCUUUUUCUACUGAUGAAGUGGGUGUGCCAGAGUAUCAUUUCUCGAUUAUAGUGUGCGAAAGAAACAAAUGAAGGUGUCUCGCGCGACUUGACGGACUAUUGCGCUAAUCCUGUAGUUGGUUUUUUUAAUUGCUGACCUUCAUCUGAAGGAAGUUAAGAUUAUUAUGAUGGUUAUUAAUUUAUAUCAAAGUCAUUGUUAUUAUUUAGAAGUAUUUAAUGUAGUGUUUAAUACAUACUUUAUUCUUCCAUUGAUUUUAAGUUAGAUUUUGACAAUAAAAUGGUCAAUGCGUAUGUAUUUAUAAACAUUUGAGACAAGUGAUUGAAGAAAACAAUAAUCGUUCAAAAGAGCUAACUGCCUAUAAUAUCUAGUUAACUUAUUACAUAUGUUCCUGAUGUUAUUAUUCACUUCAAUGGGAACUUAUGAAUAGUACGGACAAAGAAUGACGUUAUAGAUAUGUUUCAUAGUUUUAUCUACAGAUUGCUUUAUAUACGAGAAUAUUCAAUUAAGGGGGUAACUUUUACAUCGUCACAUAAUUUACAGAAUGUUUACAAAAAGCUGGAAACCUACUUAAAGCUUACCUAUGUUUUACCUAGACAGACAUCGUUAAAAAUUAAUGUUUUCUAUUCAAAUUCAACUAACGAAAGAGCAACGACCUUGUUACCUGUAAGAACUAUAUAAUGUGUUGUUAAAUAAAAAUUGUCGACGUUGUCUGGAUCUGGAUCACCUAAUUUUGUGCCAAUGAUAUUCUUAAAAUGUGUUCGAGGCUAGUUAAGCAAAUGUUAUGUGAUUGUUGAUACAAUUUUAUAAAAUUUAAUAAAGAACAGAAAGGUAUUCAUGCUUUUCUUUUGGUACAGUACCUAUGAGAAUACGCAGAUCCUUUAUGGGUCAAACAUGUUCGGGAAAAGGGCGUCUCUCCUGUGGACAUUAUAAAAGUUGAUGAUUUAGGUACAUUUUUGUAAGGCAACAUGCAACUUCUAAGUAGAAAAUUUUUACAUACCUAAGAACAAUGUUUGUUGUCCACAGGAAAGACUCAUUACCUUAACCUCAUACUAAAAAACAGACAAUAUUCAGUCUACUCUAUCGGGCAGAUAAAAUGUUCCUAAGUUUCUUUUACCUUCCCUCUUCAGUGUCAAAGAAAAAAUCGAUAAGCAAAGCAAAGGCGAGAAUCUCGUAAAAUAUUAUAAACUAUUAUAGACGAAGGAAUAGUACAUUGUGAUACAAUUAAGUGUGCCACGUAAGUCACACACGAGGCGAUAUUGUGCGCGCGAGCUGAAAGCGAGCACACGCACACGCGUUUCAUAUGACGUUUUUCAACACACUUGCGAGGAAAAAAACGAAUUUUACAUAUUAAUCAGUUUAAUUGUUAAAACAGUUAGUAAUAGUACAUUACUAUAGAGGCCGGGAAACGAAGGGUUGCAGGCCAAGUAGAUAUAGACGGCCGAGCGUAGCGAGGUCGCAUAGGUAUACGCGGCCGGCCACCCCGUUUCUCGCCGAGAUUUGUAUAGUGUUUUUAACAAACUUGCAAUUAAA
This is a messenger RNA of Cydia strobilella, 5564 nucleotides long. It is a transcript of the gene SCRB3, whose product is annotated as protein croquemort-like. The transcript has 11 exons. Gene Ontology annotation, molecular function: scavenger receptor activity. The record is from RefSeq and is a predicted model, not a curated record. Gene Ontology annotation, cellular component: membrane; cytoplasm. The coding region runs from base 301 to 1773 and encodes 490 amino acids. NCBI's taxonomy places the organism in Eukaryota, Metazoa, Arthropoda, Insecta, Lepidoptera, Tortricidae.